CGUGCAGCUGUCAAAACAAUGUGCCCAUUCUGUGUGAAUAUCGCAUUCCCACCAGUCAGCUGCUUGCCUUCGCUGUGAAUGGCCCACGUGCUGUUUGUAUUCACUUUUGAAUUGAACGCGCUCAAAUAGUUCAAGUUAUUGCAACAAAUGGGCGUCAAGGAACUGUGGACAAUUUUAACGCCACACGCAGAGCGCAAACCAAUAUGUGAAUUACGUGGCAAGAAGGUAGCCAUUGAUCUGGCUGGCUGGGUAUGUGAGAGUCUAAAUGUUGUCGAUUAUUUUGUGCAUCCACGCCAUCAUUUGAAAAAUCUCUUCUUUCGCACCUGCUAUCUCAUUUGGGAGCAGGUGACGCCAGUAUUUGUGCUGGAGGGUGUUGCACCCAAGCUUAAGAGUCAAGUGAUAGCCAAGCGCAAUGAGCUGCAAUUUCGUGGAGUGCGCCCUAAGGAUAAAGAUAAGGAUGCACAGGCACCACCAAAACAAGCGGCAUUAAAUGGCGACAAAGGACGCACGCGUUUCAAUAAUGUGCUCAAACAGUGCGAGAACCUGUUGCUGUCCAUGGGCAUACAAUGCGUGCAAGGACCAGGAGAGGCCGAAGCCUAUUGCGCUUUCCUCAACAAGUAUGGCUUGGUAGAUGGUGUCAUUAGCCAGGAUUCGGACUGUUUUGCAUAUGGUGCGCGGCGGGUAUAUCGCAACUUUUCGGUGUCCACACAAGGCGCUCAGGCAGCUGCCGGCGGCGCCGUGGAUAUUUAUGAUAUGCAAGAGAUAUGCACGCGCAUUGAUUUUGGCCAGCAAAAGGUCAUCGUUAUGGCGUUGCUCUGUGGCUGUGAUUAUUGCCCCGAUGGCAUUGGAGGCAUUGGCAAAGAUGGCGUUCUCAAGCUGUUUAACAUGUACAAGGAAUCGGAAAUACUGGACAGAUUGCGCACUUGGCGCGCGGAGACGGACAAAUAUAGCGUUUUGGAGUUGCGUGUUGACGACAAAUCCAUUUGCAGCAACUGCGGUCAUAUUGGACGUACUCAAAGCCACACCAAGAGUGGUUGCGGCGUCUGUCGCACGCAUCGCGGCUGUGAUGAGAGUCUGUGGAAAGAGCAACGGCUGUCCAUUAAGGCGGAGCUGACGCUGCGCAAGAAGGCACUCGUGGAUGCCAACUUUCCCAAUGAAGAGGUCAUAUCGGAGUUCCUCACUGAACCAGCCUCGCUGCCCAAUUUGCAGCUCGAUUGGCGACAGCCAAAUAUUGUGAAAUUCAUCAAGCAAAUUGGCCAUCUUUUGCAGUGGCCAGAAAUCUAUUGCUUUCAGAAAUUCUUUCCCAUUCUGACGCGCUGGCAGGUACAGCAGUCCAACCAGGACAUGUCUCUCGUCCAGCCCCAAGAGAUCAUCAAGAAGCGCACUGUGAAGGGUGUGGCCAGUCUAGAGUUGCGUUGGGAAGACUCCCGUGGUUGCUUCAAGGGACUUUUACCUCAAGAUCAAAUUGCCGAAUUCGAACUGGAGCAUCCAAAAGGUGUGGAGGAACUUUACUAUACAAUAGAGCCACUAGAUAUGUUGCAGGCUGCGUAUCCAGACUUGGUAGCUGCCUUUCUAAAAUCCAAGGAGAAGCCGCCCAAAAAGGCGGCAACGCGUAAAAAGAAGACCAACCAAAAGGAAGCACCUCUCAGUCCUCUUGAGAAUCUAUCAGACUUGGCUGCCGCAACGGCAGAGAUUGUUAGCAAGCCCAAGCGUGGUAAAAAGAAGGCGUUAAACGAGCCACCAAAACAGGGACAGAAAACAAUGCAGCAAUUUCUGAAGCAAAAAGAAAACACGCCAGUUAAGAUGCCCGCUCGUCAGCUAGUCAAUCAAUGCUCAACGCCGAUAAACAAGUGUUUGCCCUCCGAUUUAGAGAGCGACGGCGAGGAGUUCGACAUGUCCGACAUUAUCAAUGGGAUUGUUUCCAAUCCGCAAGCGCAACCUGCUGUGACCAAUCAUGCGGGGCAUUUGCUGCACUACGAACCACUGGCGGAGGAUUUAAGCAUGCGACUGGCGCAGCUGGGUCUGCAUAACGGUAAGCCAAAUGAACUGAAGGAUGAUACAGAUUUGCUGGUGCAGAAGCGACGCGAUAUCUCCAUGCAGGAUGAGUGCGUGCCGCUAAGCAAACGAUACUCGCUGGACGACAGUUUUGAUCUGUUGGUCAAGGGCGAGCUAAAGAAGGUGCCACAUCUGGUCAGGACACCUGUGGAGCGAUUUAAGCAGCAGCAUCGUUUGUCCACUGCGAAAGAGUCAAAGAAGAUGCCGCCGGCAAAGCCGGAAGCCAAUGUGAGCUACUUUUUCAAUCAAAGUGCUGAUGGCGCUGAUGUCUUUGAGCAGUUGAUGGAGUCCAGUUUGGUGCACACGCAUCAGGAUUUAGUGGUAAUUAGCGACAGUGAUUGAAAUUCUUUGCGUAUAUAUAAUAGUCUUCAUUAAAUUCUUGCUCACAAUAGCAAACUUAA
Messenger RNA from Drosophila grimshawi, 2456 nucleotides. RefSeq names its product flap endonuclease GEN (gene Gen). The record is from RefSeq and is a predicted model, not a curated record. Bases 148 to 2397 code for a protein of 749 amino acids. Gene Ontology annotation, molecular function: 5'-flap endonuclease activity; four-way junction DNA binding. The transcript has 5 exons. NCBI's taxonomy places the organism in Eukaryota, Metazoa, Arthropoda, Insecta, Diptera, Drosophilidae.